AUGGACACGGGGAGACGGCGAGCUGUGAUUGCCAGGCGAGCCACGGUGCUCUGCCCAGCAGCCCCUCUGUCUCCGCGGAGCUGGCGCGGCUGCAGGCCGCGCUGCGCGAGGCUGCGGCGAGGCACGUGGCGGCGCAGGAGGAGAUCAUCGACACCUGGAGACGUCGCAUGCAGGCGUCGGAGGCAGGCUCCCCCAACGCGCCGCCGCGCGCAGACUGCAAAGACGACAAUCAUAGGGGAACGAAGGAUGACAUCAAAAAUAGGAGGUCCGCACGAAUUUCUCGGAUCGGCGCUGGACUCCCCUCUGGCGCGCGGAGCGCGCCAGGGGCGGCGCCGGAGGCGCUGCCAGGGGGCCCCAGCGCCGAUCCGAGAAAUCCGAACGGACCUCCGAGUUUUUAUGGUUGUGUCAAUUUUCGUUUCCCUAAGUCAUGGCUCGUACAGCAUGUUCGCCUCGCGCAGCGUCUCCGCGAAUAAGCAUCCCUCGCAGUCGCCGAGAUCGCUCUCCCACCAGUGGCAGAGCUCGGCCCCAGGACCAGACGAGGCGGCACCGGCCCUAACACUGGGCAGCCGGCAGUUCUCCGAGUCGCUGCAGUCGCCGCCGCGGCGCUUCAGUAGCGAGCGCAGGCGUAGCAUCGACGAGAGCUCUAUGAUGUCUUUGGACGCCAACUCUGUUCACCUGACUGCCUUCUCCGGUCUACGGUCGCACGAUGGCAGUACUGCUGGGUCGCAGGGUCCCCAGCAGCAGGAUCCAGGACUGGUGUCCAUGGUAACAGAGGGCUCUAAUGCCCUGAGCCGCAAGUACGAGAGGUUGCGUAUCUGGCUGUCCAAGCUCAAGGAACCAGAACGCGACGGACCGUUCGCAAAGUUCAUUGAGGGUAGCGUGUUCCAGACGGUGCUGAUAUUGAUUAUCGUUGCGAACGGUGUCUUCAUUUCACACCAGACGAACUACGCCGUGGAACACAUCGAUGCCAGCGACGAGGUCAGCAGUGAUAUGAUGAUCGCCGAACUAUGUUUCGUUAGUUUUUUUUCGGCUGAGCUCGCGAUGAAGUUGUGCGUGCAUGGUUGGUUUUUCUUCAUUCGGGAAGAUUGGGGUUGGAAUGUGUUUGACGCCUGCGUCGUUGCCGCUUCAAUCAUUGAUGUGGUGUUCACCUACUUGGAAGCUGCUGAUGGGAUGAACGUGACGCUCCUCCGAAUCUGCCGUUUGUUUAAGUUGUCUAAGGUGUUCCGCAUGUUCCGGGCAUUCAGGUUCGUCGGAGAGUUGCGUUUAUUGUUAAAGUGCGUCAUGGGGUGCUUUGCCUCGCUCUUCUGGUCAGUCAUUAUGUUGAUCUUCUUCAAGUUCCUCUUCGGCCUUUAUUUUGUGCAGGCAGUCACGAGCUACAUGCAGGAGUCGGAAGAUAUCGACGACGACACCAUACAGAGUUGCGUUUUCCAAUUCGGGUCCGUCCAGACGGCGAUGAUCACUUUGCUCAAGGCAACCACCGGCGGUCAAGAUUGGGACGAGGCGUACGAGAUCCUCCAGAAGGCUAAUUUAUUCGCAGCGGCACUGUUCCUCUUCUACAUUGUCUUCUUUAUGGUGGCCGUCUGGAAUAUCGUCACGAGCGUCUUUGUUGAGAAGAUCAUGGUGAUGGCUGCCCCGAACAUAGAGCAGGAGGCCUUCAAGAGGCGAAAGGAGGCUGAAGCUGACACACUCAUGCUGUUGGAGUUGGCGCGAAACUUCGACGAUAACGAUUCAGGGACGAUCUCCUGGGAAGAGUUUGUGAAGCUCAUGCAAGACGAAAAAUUCAGCUCGUAUUUCACUGUACGGGGGAUCGAUAUCAAGGACGGCCUGACGUUCUACAAGAUGCUCAGCACGAUCAGCGGCACGGACGAGGUGCCGCUGGAGUUGUUCGUGAGCGGGUGCUUGCGGUGCAAAGGCACGGCAAGCAGCGUCGAUUUGUACACAUUGGAGUACGAGUUCAAAGUGAUGCAUUCCAGCCAGAAGCAAUUCCAGACCUUGCUGCUGCAGCAGCUCAACGAAAUUCUGGAAAGCUAUCCUACGAAGACCCAGCAGCUCGACUUCUUUCCUGGGUGCCGCGAUCUGUCGGCAUUGCCCCAGGAUGACAUACAGUCCCCGACGACAAUGUUGACGGACCCUUCGAAGCCCACGUUCCCCAACGAGAGUGACGACACUCACUACAUCUGA
This is a messenger RNA of Prorocentrum cordatum, 2181 nucleotides long. Lineage: Eukaryota; Dinophyceae; Prorocentrales; Prorocentraceae. The record is from the annotation of a GenBank genome assembly.